AUGGCAGCUUUCAACCUCACCCACUCUGACACAUCAACAUUCAUCCUAACAGGCAUCCCUGGUCUGGAAGAUGCCCAUGUCUGGAUUUCCCUCCCAUUCGCUACUUGCUACAUUGUUGGCCUAUUGGGAAAUUUCAUGGUUCUGUUUGUAGUAGGCAAAGAACAGACCCUGCACCAGCCGAUGUACCUGCUGCUCUGCCUGCUGGCGCUCACCGACAUCACUAUGUCUACCUCCGUCGUGCCAAAGGCCCUGGGUAUAUUUUGGUUCAAUUUGGAAGUCAUCACAGUGAGUGGCUGCCUCACCCAGCUUACCUUCCUUGGCACGGUUUCUGCAAUGCAAUCAGCCAUCCUUGUGACAAUGGCCUUUGAUCGCUACAUGGCCAUAUGUAACCCUCUGAGAUACACCACCAUCCUAAGCAAUGAACGGAUAGCUGUGCUAGGGCUGGUCAGUUUCAUCAGAGGGAUUGUCUAUGCACUGCCUCUGCCCCUGAUGCUGAGCCGGCUGCCGUUCUGUGCCAACCGCAUCAUCCCUCACACGUAUUGUGAAGGUAUCGCUGUGGCAAAGAUUUCAUGUGGGGACCUCACAUUCUACAGGCUCUAUGGCUUGGUGAUGGGCCUUGUACUUUCUGGAUUAGACAUGACGCUCAUCGCCCUGUCCUACAGUUUGAUCAUCAAGGCCCUCCUCAGAAUCUCCUCCAAGAAAGCCCAUCGGAAAGCACUCAACACUUGCACAGCCCACGUCUGUGUGAUUCUGAUGUCUUAUACCCCCUACCUCUUCUCCAACCUGACACACCGGUUUGGUCAAGGCAUUGCUCCUUACAUUCACAUAAUCUUGGCCAACAUCUAUGUCCUUGUCCCCCCCAUGCUCAAUCCCAUCAUUUAUGGGGUCAAAACCCAAGACCUCCGUGACAAAAUGAAGAAAAACAUCUGCAGAAUGUGA
Pelodiscus sinensis (Chinese soft-shelled turtle) is the source of this 939-nucleotide messenger RNA. Its product is annotated as olfactory receptor 52E2-like. Gene Ontology annotation, biological process: G protein-coupled receptor signaling pathway. Gene Ontology annotation, molecular function: G protein-coupled receptor activity; olfactory receptor activity. Gene Ontology annotation, cellular component: plasma membrane. NCBI's taxonomy places the organism in Eukaryota, Metazoa, Chordata, Testudines, Trionychidae. The record is from RefSeq and is a predicted model, not a curated record.